AUGUUUGAUCCGAAAAGAUCAUUUACUUAUGAUCCUUUACCAUGCGAAUCUCAUGAAUGCGGUUCCUAUCAAAGUCAUAAUUGUCAAAGGCAGUGCGGGUUUAGUGUAAAUAAUUCUGUGAAAGGCGAAAGGAAGGUAACCGAUGUUGAUAGUAACAUCCUACUAUUAGGCGGAGGUGGGGAUAUGGAAGGUACUCCAACACCGAUGAAUAUUUACGAUUAUUACUCCAUUACUUUACUCCGUAUAGAAUAUGGAGCUGUCGUAAUUGACAUGGAUGAGGAAGUACAUAAAUACCGAGCUAUACUAAAUACCGGAUCUCCGCUUACUUAUAUCCCCGAUAUAGCGUAUAAAGUACUUUCAGACACGGUGGAAAGUCAGCUCGUUACUCUACGAUUUGAACGGGCUGACGAUAAAGAUGAUCUCUUCUUUGAAGGGAAGAUCGAGGGUGUGGCGAUUCCAAACGUUACGUUCUCAUUUGCUAAUGGUUAUGCUCUUGUCUUGGAUGAGUAUAGUUUAUUUUAUUCAAAGACUCCCAACAAAUUUUGCUUGGCAGUCUACCCUUCAUCUAAUAUACAUUCCGCUGGCUUCAAAACCCUUAUUCUAAUUGGGUUAUUAGCUCAGCAGAAUUAUAAUGUGGGUUAUGAUCUUAAAAAUGGAAAAUUAUAUUUCAAAGGAUGGAUUGUUCACUAG
Molecule: messenger RNA, 690 nt
Organism: Mercurialis annua (annual mercury)
Lineage: Eukaryota; Viridiplantae; Streptophyta; Magnoliopsida; Malpighiales; Euphorbiaceae
Exons: 2
Coding region: 1-690 (229 amino acids)
Cellular component (GO): extracellular region
Source: RefSeq, a predicted model, not a curated record